Molecule: messenger RNA, 720 nt
Organism: Elgaria multicarinata webbii
Lineage: Eukaryota; Metazoa; Chordata; Lepidosauria; Squamata; Anguidae
Product: immunoglobulin kappa light chain-like
Exons: 5
Coding region: 1-720 (239 amino acids)
Biological process (GO): immunoglobulin production; immune response
Source: RefSeq, a predicted model, not a curated record
AUGGCCCAGGCUCUGCUGCUCCUCACAGUCCUGGUUUCCAUUGGUCUCAGUGUCCAGCAACUGCAGACACUGAAGGACCCAGAAUUCGUGGCUCUGGGUGGGACGGUCACCCUGUCUUGCAGAUACAAUAGUGGAAACAUUGGUGAUAGCAAUUACCCUUUGUGGGUGCAGCAGAAGCCUGGGAGUAAACCACGGUUGGUGAUGCACCACACCAGCACCAGACCAUCUGAUGUCCCAGCCCGUUUCUCUGGUUCCAAGUCAGGAAAUAUGAUGUCUUUGACCAUUACGGGGGCCCAGACGACCCCAUCAUAUUCCCCCAGAAUAGCCCAGGUGCUGCUCUUCUUCACAGUCCUGGUCUCCGUUGGCUCCAGUGUCCAGCAGCUGCAGACGCUGAAGGACCCAGAAUUUGUGGCUCUGGGUGGGACGGUCACCCUGUCUUGCAGAUACAACAGUGGAAAUAUUGGGGAUAACAAUUACCCUUUGUGGGUGCAGCAGAAGCCUGGGAGUCAACCACGGUUGGUGAUGCACCACACCAGCACCAGACCAUCUGAUGUCCCAGCCCGUUUUUCUGGUUCCAAGUCAGGAAAUGUGAUGUCUCUGACCAUUACGGGGGCCCAGGUAGAGGAUGAAGCUGUGUAUUACUGUUGUGUGUACUUUGGGGGGGUGUUGCACAGACAUUCAUUCAGAUGGGGAAUUCAUAUAGAGAGGGUGAAUGAAUGA